UCUCGUGAUUAUCUCCAAAUUUAAGGCUACUCUUCCCCUCCUGAAACCAUGUAUAAAUACCCUUCUGCUAACUGUUUCCUAAGGAAAUUCUCAACGAGCUCCAACCAACUCACUCUAAGCACUAAGCAUCGUCUUUCUGACACUCACUUUUCCCCACUCUUUUCCGUCACUUUCCAGAGAAAAUGUCUCCGGGGAUGGGAAAAUGCAACAGCAUCCGCCGCAUUGUCAGAAUCCGACAGAUGCUCCAGCGCUGGCGCAAGAAGUCGCUCAUCACGGCCUCGCGUGCGCCGUCCGAUGUUCCGGCUGGACACGUGGCGGUCUGCGUGGGGAGCAGCUGCAAGAGAUUCAUUGUGCGCGCGACGCACCUGAACCACCCAAUCUUUAAGAGACUUCUCGUGCAGGCCGAGGAGGAGUACGGGUUCUCGAACCAAGGCCCUCUAGCGAUCCCGUGCGACGAGUCGCUCUUCGAGGAGGUCAUCCGAGUCGUGUCGAGUAACUCAUCCCGAUCCUCGAGUCUCGAAGACUUUCAGAGGUGCUGCCACGUGGAAAUCCGGAGCCAUCUUAACUUCUUGGGUGAAUCCGGACCGUUGCUUCGCGCGUCUCCUGAAAAAUCAAUCUGCUGAAAUAAAAAUGACCAACUGAUAUUUGAAUUUAUUAUUAAUAGUAUAAAUUAUUUAGUUGGGUUAUGCAUAGGGGGUGUAUAUAAAUCAGAGGUUAGACAUAAUACCGAGUCAGCUCAUUUUUGUUUUUUGUUUUUUUUUUUGAAAAUUGAGUCAGCCCAAAUUGAAUCGGUGGAAAGUAAUCAGGAAGGUUGCUAUUAUCUGAUUAUAUGUCUCUCGUGAAGACUCGGAUGACCGAUUGUAGAAUUAAUCGCAGAGAUGUAACAAAAUUUGUUUUGUUUAGUCUAGUUUUGUUUUUUUUUAAUCUUUUGUUGGUGCAUUGCCUAUUUUGUCAUUUUGUGUA
Messenger RNA from Juglans microcarpa x Juglans regia, 963 nucleotides. Its product is annotated as indole-3-acetic acid-induced protein ARG7-like. The record is from RefSeq and is a predicted model, not a curated record. Gene Ontology annotation, biological process: response to auxin. Bases 183 to 623 code for a protein of 146 amino acids. Lineage: Eukaryota; Viridiplantae; Streptophyta; Magnoliopsida; Fagales; Juglandaceae. The transcript has a single exon.